AUGACGAAAGUGUGCCCUGAAAUGGAAGAAAGGACAUUACCAGAAUCAGUUCUUACAGUAUCAGCAGAUGUGAGCUUUGCUUCUAAUCAUUUUCCAACAUACAAAUUAGGACCUGAUAAUCAGAUAGUAGAGGAACCAAAAGAAGAUGACAAAGGGCCAUCAGUGAAAGAGACAGUGGAGAAAGAGAGCGAUAAGUUGUCUGAUCAACACAAGCGGCUCUCAGUGCGUGACCUCGCCAGUAAAUUUGACAAGAAUUUGGCUGCAGCUGUUAGUUUGGCUGAUGAGGCAAAACUAAGAGAGGUGGCUUCUUUAGAGGGACAUGUUAUGUUGAAGAAGCUAAGGGAUGCUCUAGAAUACAUGAGAGGACGCACGGAUGGGCAAAACAAAGAAGAUGUGGAGAAAGCUAUCUCCAUGGUUGAAGCUCUAGCUGUCAAGUUAACUCAGAAUGAAGGUGAGCUAAUUCAAGAAAAGUUUGAAGUGAAGAAACUGGGAAACUUUCUCAAGCAGGCUUCAGAAGAUGCAAAGAAACUGGUCAACCAGGAAAAGUCAUUCGCUUGUGCUGAGAUCGAAAGUGCAAGAGCCGUUGUGCUUAGACUUGGACAGGCAUUUGAAGAACAGGAACGAACUUCUGAAGCUUCUAGAGCUCAGGGACCGGAUGUGGAGAAAUUGGUUGAGGAAGUUCAAGAGGCUAGGCAAAUCAAACGGAUGCAUCACCCAACAAAGGUGAUGGGCAUGCAACAUGAGCUUCAUGGUUUAAGAAGUCGAAUCCAAGAGAAGUAUAUGAAUUCUGUUAAACUUCAUCAAGAGAUAGCAAUAACCAAAAGAGCAGAGGAAUCCAAGUCCUGUCCAUUUGUUCUGGAAGGCACACAAAGUCUCGGCUCUUGCUUAAUAAUCCGUUUCUCAGACAAUGCUCCAGAAAAUGCUCAAGAUCUUGCCAACUGCUCGAUCCAGUGGUACCGUGCAGCAUGUGAAACUAGCCGAAGGGAGGCUAUAUCUGGUGCAAACCAAUCAGUAUAUGCUCCAGAACCAUUUGAUGUUGGGAGGAUCUUACAGGCAGACAUUCUUUCAAACGGACAUAAUAAAGUCACAGUUACAACCGAUGGUCCAAUUGUUCCUGAUUCUGGCUUGCAAUCCCGCGUAGGAUCGCUGAUGCGGAAAUCUAACAGUGAAUUCAGUGUGGUAAUAUCACAGAUGAAUGGACAAGACUAUGCAUCUCGAUCUCAUGUGUUUACCGUCGGAAAGACGAGGAUAAAGCUGUCUCGAGGAUGGAUCACAAAGGCUAGAGAAAAUUAUUCCUCAUCUAUGCAGCUCUGUGGAGUUAGAGGCAAUAUUAAGGCUCCUGCCAAGGCAUUGUUCUGGCAACCAAGAAAGAGUCUAACUUUCAUACUAACAUUUGAGUCAGAACAAGAACGUAACGCAGCCAUAGCCCUUGCUCGAAGAUACGCUUUUGAUUGCAAUGUUACACUGCUCGGGCCAGAUGAUUAA
Thlaspi arvense is the source of this 1485-nucleotide messenger RNA. Lineage: Eukaryota; Viridiplantae; Streptophyta; Magnoliopsida; Brassicales; Brassicaceae. The record is from the annotation of a GenBank genome assembly.